Molecule: messenger RNA, 792 nt
Organism: Dendrobium catenatum
Lineage: Eukaryota; Viridiplantae; Streptophyta; Magnoliopsida; Asparagales; Orchidaceae
Exons: 1
Coding region: 74-670 (198 amino acids)
Source: RefSeq, a predicted model, not a curated record
ACAAACAACCUUAACAUCUCCACCUCUCAAACUCUCCUACCCAUUCCUCACCUUAACCUCCUAAUCUUCUUCCAUGGGAAACUCCCUUAUUUCGCCCUGCUUCCUCCCCAACUCCACCAAAAACUCUACCGUGAAACUCAUCUUCUGGGGAGGCGCCACCCACCUCCUCUCCGGCCGCCACCUCGCCGCCGAACUUCUCUCCAACUUCCCCAACUGCUCCAUCUGCCACGCCGACUCUUUCUUCAUCGGCCACCCCAUCCCCACCCUCUCCUUCUCCGACGAACUACUCCUCGGCGAGACCUACUUCAUCCUCCCCACCGACCUCCUCCCCUUCGACACCCUCACUGCAAACUCCCUCGCCCUUCUCAACGGCGGCAAGCGGUGUCCGCCACCACCGAAGGCUAAGUUUCCAUUCGAGUAUGUGAAGAGGGAAGAUGGGAGGAAGGCUGUGAAAGUAGUUCCGGAGUUCAUCAUGGAGAUGAUCACCGUUGAUGAUAGAGGCGGAGAGGCACUGGUCAAUGAAGAGAUAUGCAGCACGCCGGAGCUUAAAAGGCAUUAUGAGCAGCUAGUGGUUGGGAAUAGGCUCUCAUGGUCACCGAAGCUGGAGACUAUAAGUGAGAGAAAGGUGAGAUCGUCUCCUUGCAGAUUCUUCGGUUUGGAUAACAGAUAGAGAGACACAGAGAGAGAGAGAGAGAGAGAGAGAGAGAAAGUAUGUGUUGUAUUUUUGGAUAAAAUCUUUAGGUUUUGAUAUUAAUUGAUUUGCUCUUCCAUUAUUUGAUUUCAGCAGGUUAA